Metarhizium robertsii ARSEF 23 is the source of this 885-nucleotide messenger RNA. RefSeq lists its product as uncharacterized. The record is from RefSeq and is a predicted model, not a curated record. Bases 1 to 885 code for a protein of 294 amino acids. NCBI's taxonomy places the organism in Eukaryota, Fungi, Ascomycota, Sordariomycetes, Hypocreales, Clavicipitaceae. The transcript has a single exon.
AUGCCAGCAGAUGAGCUGCGCCGGCUGUCUAUAUUAAAAUGUCUCGGCUCGCAGUCGAAGUCGGGCUUCAUCUCACGUCCUCUUCGUGCCUGGUGGCUCGGUGAUCUGGAAAUGGAACUCACGCAAAAUGAAGACCCGUUCGGCCCUGCAUCGCCACCGGACAAUGUGAAUAAUGUGACUUCUCCGUCGACAAGUGGCAGGAGGCUCAGGCGUUCGGCACGUGUCUCGUCUCCGCUCCGUGAAGUUUGGGUAGGCAUCGACUUUGGGACGAGCUCCAUCAGGGCCGCCUUCACGGAAAGUGGCCGGCCACCUGAGCAGAUUCCCAUGGGCGCAACCGACGACGUAAGCGGAGGUCAGGUGACGUCUUACCGACUCCCAACUGCCGGCAAGGCCACGGAUUUCGACAAUGUAGCUUCCGGUGUGAAGCAGUCACUGGAUGCCAACCUGUGCCGACACGGAGGGCAGGGUGAGCGAUUCGUGGCACUUUGCAAGAAACACAAGGUGGACAAGGCGGCGGUUAUUUGUGCGCUCUUCAAGGGAGCGCUGAACAACACCAGCAGAUGCCUCCACUCAAAAGGUCGCCGCACCAUGGCGAGGGUAAACAUAACGGUGCCCGCCAUGUGGACCGUGGACGAGCAUGGCCAAGACAUUCAAAACGAGAUCGAGAGGAUUGCAGUACGCGCCGGCUUCCCAGAAGACAAGAUUUACUUUGAUACGGAGCCAGGGAGCGCCAUGGCAUAUGUCAAGAUCAGGUCGCUCAUUCAUAAUGCUGCCUCUGUCAAGAACACGCAAGCAUCACUGCCUAGGUGGCAACUUGCCACUGGCAAGUGGCAAGUGGCAACAGGAAGUCGUAAUACUGCUGCCUACGCAGCAGUAUCCCAAUAA